AGUGCUGCGAAGCGAGUGAAGAUAUCACAUGUAGAAGGCCGCCGGUUUAUGUUUUUUUGAGCAUUAAUAUUGAUAUUAUUUAGUAAUUAACGUGUGAUAGCAUAUAAUGUCGCUUCAAUUUCAAAACGACUGCGGCGAUUCGGUCAAACUGGCCAUCAUCGAGGAGCUGCAGAACCUUCUCAGCGCGAACACCAAUGUGCUGCAGCAGGCGGAGAAGCGAAUAAAGCAGCUGGAAUACACGGAAGGGUAUGGCGUCUACCUGUCCGAGAUCAUAAUGAAUCAGUCGCAUGAGCUGCCGCUGCGACAGAUAGCGAUCGUCAUGCUGACCCGCUACGUGGAGAACCACUGGACGGACGUGAACGCGGAGGGCCUGAAGAACGACAAGGCGAACAGCUGCAUGGCCAGCGAGCAGGCGAAGCGCACCAUUCGCAACAUACUGCCCAACGGGCUGUACGAUCCCAACUCCAAGAUCCGCUCCUCUGUGGCGCACACAAUAUCCACCAUAGCCUCCACCGACUAUCCGCACGGCUGGUCGGAGCUGUUCGACAUCAUUGUCAAGUGUUUGGGCGGCAACGAGGACUCCAUACACGGGGCCAUGCAGGUUCUGCAGGACUUCAGCUACGACGUGGAGCAGAUCAAGGAACUGGGCCCCGUGGUCAUACCCGAGGUGUAUCGCAUCUUCGACUCUGAGCAGAACUACUCGAUUAAGACGCGCGUCUCGGCCAUUCGCAUCCUGAAGCCCCUCUUCACGUCCAUUGCGGCGCUGAUCACCAACAAACAGGAGCAGGCCACCAUGAUGAACUCCAUCCUCAACAACUUCAUGGACAAGCUGCUCCACUACCUGAGCAUGAACAGCGGGGCAGGCUCCAAUUUCCUGCUACGCUCCGAGAUCAUCAAGGUCUUCACGCACGUGGUUACCGAUUGCUCGAAGUACAUCAAUCCGUUCAUGGAGCGCAUACUGCCCAUCAUCUGGCAGCUCCUCACGCAGAUAGCCGAGUCCUAUGUGAAGGUGUCGGUGAACCAGACCGAGCCCAAUCCCCUGCCCAGCGGCGACAGCGAGGACGAUGACGAGCAGACCAAUUUCCAAACCCUAAUCAUUCAGAUCCUCGAGUUCAUCAACUGCAUCGUCACCUGCACCAAGCUUCGGGGAUGCAUCAAAAACGUGUUGGCGGACCUCAUCUACAUCACGAUCGUGUACAUCCAAUUGAGCGAGGAGCAGCUGGAGGACUGGCAGGAGGACCCCGAGAAGUUUGUCGACGACGAGGAUGACGGCGGCGUGGAGCUGACGGUGCGCAUGUGCGGCCGCGAUGUCCUGCUGGCCAUCAACGACGAGUUCGGAGCAAAGGCCAUUCAGCCGCUGCAGGAGGCGCUGGGCAGGCACUUCAGCGUGGCCGAGGCGGAGAAGGCGGCCAACAAUCCCAACUGGUGGAAGAUCCAGGAGGCCUGCAUGGACGCGGUGCACGGCUUUCGCGACAUCAUUCUCGAGAGCGACUCCAAGUUCGAUCUGCUCAACUAUCUGACCAUCGUGCGGAAUCUGCUGGUGCACCAGGAGUCGCCCCACCUGGUGGGACGCGCCCUCUGGACCCUCAGCACCUACUCCAAGUCAGACCUGUACAAUCCUCAGAUGGUGGCCGAGAUCCUGGACGUCACCCUGUGCAGCCUGUCGCCGGAGAAGUCGCACAUCCUGAGGAUUAGUGCAGUGCGCACGCUGACCGGUUUCCUGCAGGCCAACGAAAAGACCGAGGGCGAGAAACGCACGCUGCUGGUGUCCAAGCUGCCGGGAUUCUUUGAUGGCAUCAUGGCUCUGGUCUCGGGCUGCAAGGCCACGGUCCUGGCCCUGCUCAUGGAGGCACUGACGGUCAUGGUUCAGUUUGAUGCGGACUUUGCCUAUGCCGCUAAUGGCAAGAUCACUCCGCUGGCCAUCGCCGUCUUCCUCAAGUAUGCCGAGGAUCCGUACGUGUUGGAGAACGCGCAGGAUCUAAUCAGAGCGCUCUGCCAGCGAAAGCAGUGCCUGGUGCUGCUGCAGGAGAAGUUCAUUCCCACAAUCGUGAGCAUCCUGGGGCUGCCAGAGCAGCACAACUCUGAGAAGCAGGACAUUGCCCUGGACGUACUCAACACGAUUGUGAAGUACACGGAGCCACCGCUGAGCUGUGCACUGCUGGAGACGGCCUUUCCGGCCGUCGUGAACUGCCUCCUGCACACGGACGAUCACGCGGUGAUGCUGGCAGGUGGGGAGUGCCUGCGCAGCUUCAUCAACGUCUCGCCCGGCCAGAUAUGCAGCUACAAGAACGGCGAGGGAGUCAACUGCAUCAUGCAGGUGGUGGCCACUGUCCUGCUCAAUCCCAUGAACAGCGAGAUGACCGCUGCCGGUCAGAUCGGCCGGCUGGUCAUCACGAUCAUCACCAAAAUGGGCAGCAUGCUCGGCCCGAAUGUGGACAUGCUGCUGAAGGCUGUGAUCAGCAAGAUGCAGAACCUCGAGUGCCUUAAGGUGAUUAUGAAUCUGGUGCUGAUCUUCGCCCAUCUCUUCCUCACCCAAAUGGACGCCGUGCUCAACUUUCUGUCCACUGUGCCGGGGCCAAACGGGGAGCCAGCCAUGCAGUUCGUCCUCUCCAACUGGCUCUCGCGCCAGAACUCCUUCUUCGGCAUGUACGAGCGCAAGGUCACCACCAUGGCCCUCUGCAAGCUGUUCGAGUACGGCGUGGCCACGCAGGACAACCGCCUGACGAGCAUCACCUACAAGGAGCUGGUGGAGGACCCCAACGAUUCCCGCAGGCGCACCCGCUCCGUGACCGCUGCCAAUCAGAAGUGGACCACGAUUCCCGCUCUCGUGAAGAUCUUCAAGGUGCUGAUGUCCGAGUACCAGCACUUCCAGGAGAGCAAGACGGACGAGCCGCUCACCGAAAGCGAUGAGGAGGAUGCCGAGCCCGAAGAUGAGGCGGCCAGCUCGGCCAAAACGCGUUUCAUCUCUGACCUGUACGUGGUGGAAAGUGACCACGAUAAUGCCGAGGACGAUCUGCUGCUGAAGGAGCUGCUCAAGGAGACCAACUACACGGGCGACAUAGCCGAGAAUCUGCAAAAAUUCCUCACGAAUUUCACUCAAAACGAACACUUUCCCAGCUUCUACGAGCAUCUCAGCGAGGCGGAGCGACUCAUUCUGCUCAACAAGGUGCAAGAGCAGCAGCAGCAGCAACAGCAGCAGCAGCAGAAGUAGUCGCUGCUGUGCACAGAGGAGGAUCCAUCACGGGGUACGCAGAGCAGCAUUGUGUUAGUCGUAUUUAUAUAUUGUUACCUAAUCCCUUUGAUUAAACACAGUUGUAUUUUUUCUACGCCAA
Molecule: messenger RNA, 3332 nt
Organism: Drosophila obscura
Lineage: Eukaryota; Metazoa; Arthropoda; Insecta; Diptera; Drosophilidae
Gene: Ipo9
Product: importin-9
Exons: 4
Coding region: 107-3211 (1034 amino acids)
Biological process (GO): protein import into nucleus
Cellular component (GO): nuclear envelope; cytosol
Molecular function (GO): small GTPase binding
Source: RefSeq, a predicted model, not a curated record